UUCUUACCCAGUAACAAAAGUGUACAUCCCACAGUAUCUGCAAGGACGCUAUAUCCGAGGGUUUGGGACUUAAAGCUUAUUUGUUCUUUUGUUUUAAAGCUACUAAAAAGGAUAGGCCGUAUAACCGUAUUCAAACGAGCUCUUCAUUUUUUCAAGUGUCCGAUUGCAGGAAGUAAACAACAAGCAUGAAACGGAAAUUAUGAUGGUUUACUUCCAAUACGUUGCCGGAAGCCUCUAUUUUCCCUUCUUUACAUAACAUUUCGCUUAAAUAAUCGCUAAAUCUAAAAUUCGUCAUUCAAAUUUCUAGAGAGGUGACAAGUUUGACACUCAAUUAAUUUUGUUUGCUUUUGUCACGAAAGUGUCACGCCAGUUCACGGUGGAAGAAGUAGGAUAACAAGAGAACGUUUCCGAUUUCUCUGGCUUUCUGUUGUUUCACAAUAUUGAUCAGCAAAGCCAGAAUCAGUUUCAUUUGAGUAAAGUGGGAAUAAGUUAUAUGAUCCUGCUGGUUCCGUGGUUGGAAACGUGAGAGGGACGAACAGCAAUUCGGAACUGAUGACUUGGUGGAAUUGUUCUUGGCCUUGGCUUGAAUCAAAUAUUUCUGCUGUGGCGAUUUUAUUGGAACCCAUUGAUCAUCAUUGGUGGUCAAAAUCCUUUGCUUAAAAACUUUUACCGACAACCCGCACAAAUGUAAGCAAGAAUUUUAUUCUUUAAGUUAUUCGAAUUUCUUUAACCCCCUUUUUUUUUGCUUGUUAUCGGAGGGCGACCAAUUGAUGAGUGGGCGAUUUCUUUCUGAUGUACGUGCUGGUGGAAGCAAAAUCUGUUACUCCUUUUGCGUCGUCGCCGUUGAUGUCUCCGCUCGUCCAUUGACGACUUACCUCUUCUUUUCCUACGUGUUGGGACAGUUCAGGACCACAUGGUAGUAGACCCUACUACCUGAACGAGAUAGGCAAUUUUCUAAAAUGAAAGGUGCCCCAGACUGCCAGUCAGCUCGGUGCGGGAUGGAUGCUGGAUGCAAGAAAGAGAAAGACGGUUCGUUCAUCUGCAUUUGUACCCAUGAUUUGAGCCCGGAAAUACCUGGUAAAGCAUGUCCUCGAAAUGUUGUCUUCUCAGUUGGCUCCCAGUUUCCUGGCAAAAGUAAAACGCUGAUUACCGUUACACCGAGCUGGUCUAGAUCAAGAACAUGGAUCAAGUAAUAUGAGCGUUAAGGCUCGUCCGUCUUCACCUGGGUUGGCGGAUGGUAAUCAAGAUUACUCGGAAUAUGCAACUGCGAAUGCUUUUGCACUAGCGUAUACGUUGCCAAUAAUCAUUGCCAUCGUAUUGAUUGGGCUUGUAUUGCUUUCAAUCCGGCUGAUUCGGUGGAUCAGGAUCUAUCGCAUGACCAACAGAAACAGGCCAAACUUACGUGUUGGUGGAAACGCCAUCCAAAAAGAACUCCUUGAUGCCCAAUCCCUGGGAAUUGACAAUGCAGAACAGGUGUCUUUAUUCCUGUUACGAGAAUGGAUCGAACUGGAAGCAAGAGAUUGGUGAAGGUUGUUUUGGUAAAGUAUUCCGCGGUCGUCUCCGACGUCCUGAGUCAUCACUACCGCCAUCUGAUCCAUCCUACAUCAAAGUAGAUAACAGCCAAGCAGUAGCAAUUAAAGUGCUUAAAACUCCAUCACCUGGAAUCGCUUCUAUAACCGCCGAAAGAGAACUACUCCGUGAAGCCAGAACGAUGGCUUCAUUCUCACACGAAAAUAUCUUGACUUUACAUGGUAUUGUUAUCAACGAGUGCAACAUGGGAUCCUGGUUGGUGUUUGAAUACAUGGAGCUGGGUGACCUUGCUCAAUUACUGCGCUCUUCUAAUGGUUACUCACGUUCCAAAGAAAAAGAAAGUCAUUCGUCUACACGAUAUUUGGUUCAGGAGGACCUGCCUCCGAUAGCAGAACAAAUCGCUAAUGGAAUGAAAUAUCUUUCGUCACGAAAUUUCGUUCACCGUGAUCUAGCGUGCCGCAAUUGUCUGGUGGGAGAACGACCAUCUCUCCAACCAACAGAGGAUCUAUCAAAUCUAAUCAUCAAAAUAUCCGAUUUCGGAAUGAGCAGAGAUCUUCAUAGCAAUGAAUACUACAAGAUGGGAGGCUCGCGAUUCUUACCCGUCAGAUGGAUGCCUCCGGAAGCGAUUCUGUAUGGCAAGUUCAGUGAACAAUCGGAUGUUUGGUCCUUUGGAGUCCUUCUUUGGGAAAUUUUCUCAAUGGGUGCCAUACCUUACUAUGGCCACGCUAAUGAAGAGGUAGUCACUAUGAUACUGGGUUCCAUUUAUCUGGAACCACCGAAUUCUGCGCCUCCACUGAUUCGCCAGCUGAUGAUCGAACAUUGUUGGAAGAAGGUGCCAUCUGAUCGUCUCUCCUUUACGGAGAUUCAUGCUAAGCUCACUGGGUUUUCGAGUGCAUCACCGCCAGAGGAAUCUCAAGUAACUUCUCACCGUUAUGUUUACCUUCAACCGUUACCUGAUCUAGAACAAUAGUGUAUUACUUGUCUUCUAUCAAACUAAAGAUAAUCUUAUGGAAUCAUCAACUUAGUGGCUUCUAAGGCUAGUGAUAGUCCUGCAGGUUAACUACAUAAUCUAAUGUUGUUUUUGUGGCAUUAUCGUUUUAAUGUCUAAUAGCCAAUUACCUGAUCUGUGUCGGUAAUUGUUCGGCCCUUUUUCUAAUUUAUGGUGCAUGUCUCCAUGAUAACCGACCAAGUUGGAUUGUGUGACGUCUAUUUAAACUCUCUGUCGAUACGUAUUCUCUUUGAACUAGUGUGAACUUUCCAAGUUCGUCUAGAUCUCGCUCUACUCGCAGGGUACGGCGUGGGACGUUGUUUGAAUAAAAACCGUCCAAAACGUAAA
Daphnia magna is the source of this 2866-nucleotide messenger RNA. RefSeq names its product BDNF/NT-3 growth factors receptor. Gene Ontology annotation, cellular component: axon; signaling receptor complex. Gene Ontology annotation, molecular function: transmembrane receptor protein tyrosine kinase activity; ATP binding; neurotrophin binding. The record is from RefSeq and is a predicted model, not a curated record. The transcript has 9 exons. Lineage: Eukaryota; Metazoa; Arthropoda; Branchiopoda; Diplostraca; Daphniidae. Bases 1439 to 2500 code for a protein of 353 amino acids. Gene Ontology annotation, biological process: cell surface receptor protein tyrosine kinase signaling pathway; positive regulation of kinase activity; multicellular organism development.